AUGGAGGCUGUUGAGGCUUUUCUUGAUGGAGAAUGGGAUUCAUUGAGCAAGCUAUUUUCCUUUGAGGAAUCUAAUUCUUUGAUGGAUUGCAACACCAACAAUUUCUUGGUUGAUGCAAAUGUGUACAACAACAAUCUUGAUCUUGAUCAUCAUAAUCAUCAUAUUCAUGAUCAUGCUAGUAGCUUCCAUUAUGAUCAUAUUGACACGUCCCUUUUCGCCUCCAACGUCCCCUCCUUCCCCGGUGAUCUCAUGGGGGAGAUCCUCCAUUUGAAGGCGCAGAUGCUUUGCAACGACGGGAUGGACAAUGCUGAUGUAGAGCCACUUCAAGAUUCAUCGAAGAAGAGGCCUCGUGUGGCUAGACUGGCGAAGGCGAAUAAGGCGAGGAGAGGUGGGAAAGCAAGCAAGAAUGAUGAAGAAGAGAGUGUUGGUGUUGGUGUUGGAUGUGAGGGGGGUGAUUGUAAUGGCAAUGGCUCGGAGGAGUCUGAGUCGAAGGGGUCAAUAUCCACGUCCACGUCCACAUCGUCGGCCAAGAACAGGGCUAGCAAGAGCCCAGCAACUGAUCCACAAAGCCUCUAUGCAAGGAAAAGAAGAGAAAGGAUUAAUGAAAGGUUGAGAAUCUUGCAGAAUCUUGUGCCCAAUGGAACAAAGGUUGAUAUUAGCACAAUGCUGGAAGAGGCAGUCCAAUAUGUCAAGUUUCUGCAGCUACAAAUCAAGUUGCUAAGCUCUGAUGAAAUGUGGAUGUAUGCUCCAAUUGCUUACAAUGGGAUGGACAUGGGACUUUAUCAGAGGAUUAAUGCUGCAAAUUUAUGA
Molecule: messenger RNA, 810 nt
Organism: Salvia splendens (bonfire salvia)
Lineage: Eukaryota; Viridiplantae; Streptophyta; Magnoliopsida; Lamiales; Lamiaceae
Product: transcription factor bHLH139
Exons: 5
Coding region: 1-810 (269 amino acids)
Biological process (GO): regulation of transcription by RNA polymerase II
Cellular component (GO): nucleus
Molecular function (GO): RNA polymerase II cis-regulatory region sequence-specific DNA binding; DNA-binding transcription factor activity, RNA polymerase II-specific; protein dimerization activity
Source: RefSeq, a predicted model, not a curated record